Molecule: messenger RNA, 1626 nt
Organism: Saccoglossus kowalevskii
Lineage: Eukaryota; Metazoa; Hemichordata; Enteropneusta; Harrimaniidae
Product: protein arginine N-methyltransferase 3-like
Biological process (GO): peptidyl-arginine methylation, to asymmetrical-dimethyl arginine; chromatin remodeling
Cellular component (GO): nucleus
Molecular function (GO): histone methyltransferase activity; protein-arginine N-methyltransferase activity
Source: RefSeq, a predicted model, not a curated record
CCUGUAGUGGAGCACAUGAGUUUGAUGAUGAUGAUAUGCCAGAGUUGGAGGAUAGUCACUAUGACGACAGUGAUGGUGAUGAUGAAGCUUGGCUUGAUAUGGAUGAAGAUGGGUUGCAAACACAGCAAUCUGUGACAUGUUUAUUUUGUGAAGAAUGCUUCACCUCUGUCAGUAUGACAUUUCAACAUUGCAGAGACCAUCAUCGUUUUGACAUUAGAGAUAUACGGAAGAUCUAUGGAUUGGACUGUAUUGCUUAUAUAAAGAUGAUCAACUAUAUCAGAACAACGAAAUGUCCGAGUGUGGUUUUACAUGUACCGUAUACACCAGAUAACAUUCCAUGGAAAGAUGAUGUGUUCAUGAAACCAGUCAUACCAGAUGAUUUAAUUUUGCAAUUUGAUAUUGAAAGCAUGGCAGGUGAAAUAGAACAACAAAAUACAGAUACAAGUGAUAAAGAAACUAAUUUAUUGCAACAAUUGUGUGAUUACAAACAACGUGCUGAAUUAGCAGAAUAUUCACUUACAAGGGCUUUGGAUGAUUUGAAUAUUGCUAAAUCAUUUGCUCAAAACUUUGUGAUGUCAUCGUCGACCCAUAUCCAUGACAGUUCCCAUCAUGCACUGCAUUUAUCUGCUGAUGAAGAUGAUGCUUACUUUGAUUCAUAUGGCCAUUACGGGAUCCACCAAGAAAUGUUACAAGAUAAAGUCAGAACACAAAGUUACAGAGAUUUUAUUUAUAAAAAUGAACAUUUAUUUAAAGGCAAGGUUGUUUUAGACAUUGGUUGUGGUACUGCUAUACUGUCCAUGUUUGCUGCUAAAGCUGGUGCCAGUCAUGUGAUUGGUGUGGACCAAUCAGAAAUCAUUUACCAAGCAAUGGAUAUUGUGAGAGAAAAUGAUUUAGAAAAACAAAUUACUUUAAUAAAAGGGCGAAUAGAGGAUAUUGAGCUUCCAGUAAAACAGGUUGAUAUUAUAAUAUCAGAAUGGAUGGGAUAUUUUCUAUUGUUUGAGUCUAUGCUGGACACAGUAAUAUAUGCAAGGGAUAAAUGGCUUGCACCCAAUGGAGCAGUAUAUCCUGACAAAUGUAAUAUUAAUCUUGUUGCUAUGGGUGACAAAAAAAGCCAUUCCUCUAAAAUUGCAUUCUGGGAAGACGUUUAUGGUUUUAAGAUGAAUUGUAUGAAAAGCUGUGUAUUACAAGAAAGUAGCGUUGAGGUUGUCAAACCGGUGGUAGUCAUGUCACAACCAGCUGAAAUAAAGGCUAUCGAUGUCUGUUCUUCAAAUAUAAAAGAUUUAGAUUUUACAUCAGAAUUCACAUUAGAAAUGACUAGAGAGGACACAUGUACAGGACUGUGUGGCUAUUUUGAUAUCUUCUUUGAUAAAGAUUGUGAAAAUAAGAUAAAUUUUUCCACAAGUCCAGGUAGUGAGAGAACACACUGGUCACAAACUGUAUUUACAUUUGAAAACCCAAUGGAUUUCAAAAAAGGUGAUAUUUUACAAGGGACUAUUACCUGUACUAAAAAUAUAAAGGACCAUCGAUCUAUGAUUGUAAAGUUUACUAUAAAUGGAAUAAAUAUGAAAUAUUAUGUACAUUAAUGUAACUCAAGAUGUGAAUAUAUAAUAAAUAAAUCAUAAAUGU